Phyllopteryx taeniolatus (common seadragon) is the source of this 3820-nucleotide messenger RNA. RefSeq names its product actin nucleation-promoting factor WASL-like. NCBI's taxonomy places the organism in Eukaryota, Metazoa, Chordata, Actinopteri, Syngnathiformes, Syngnathidae. Gene Ontology annotation, biological process: regulation of Rho protein signal transduction; actin filament organization. Gene Ontology annotation, molecular function: small GTPase binding. Gene Ontology annotation, cellular component: plasma membrane. The coding region runs from base 730 to 1956 and encodes 408 amino acids. The record is from RefSeq and is a predicted model, not a curated record. The transcript has 9 exons.
CCUCCACCGUUUCCUGUCGCUAACGUCACAUUUCUUAGUAUGCUUGCUGUUUUUAGGUGAAUGGAUUUUGUCCCAGACGGUUCUUCUCCCAAUCACCAAUUUCCAUCCUCUUUGUCCCUUACUUUCCCUCCCGACCUUCGUGUUUUCAUAAGCAGAGAUUUAAUCUGGGAUUAGGCAUCCAUGAAGAGUUACAUAAAAUCUGUGUGCUAAAUCCUCAAAUAAUAUGACGGGAUUAGAGCCCCGAGUGUGUGUGGUUUGAUGGGAAAGGGAGGAGAAACCAGUAAAAGUGGGUGGAGAUAUGACAGCGUCGAGCCAAUCCAAGCGGGAUAAUCUUGCGAUGGAAAGUCGGUUGGAAAAGGCGUCCAUGUGUGUCGAUUGACAAUCACAGCAGGGACUCCAGCUGUCCUGAUGGAGGGCUUGUCCAAACAAGUGUUGGCAGGAUGUGCGUCCCUUCAGCUCAGACAGCACACCAGUCCACUCUUCCAGAUGUCUGAUGAGGGUAUUAAAGGCUAAAUCCAAGUUGGCUUACGAUGUGCACCUCCUUUGGCUCUUGUGUUUUGGAAAUCUUUUUAGACCAGGCAGAACCAUCUUCUUGACUUUCGAGAGUGGAUUUAUUUGUCACCAAAGGAGGAUUCUUUUUCCAGAGUUGAUUCUCACCUGGAUAUGAUGCGUCCACCAGAAACAAUUUGUCAUUUUUUGUCCUGAGAAAAUCGUCUGUCUUUGGAGCCGAUGCAAGUUCACUCCAGGAUCUCCCUCGCAGCGAUGAUGUUCUGCACCACCUUCCUGUCCGCUCCCUCGGAAGAGCUCGGCGGCGAAAGCGGCGGUGGAGCGGGAGCCGGCGGCAGGGGCUUGGGCCCGGCUAGCUGCUUGUCCACCUUGCACUGCUUGGUUCUCCCCCAGGAUGAACUUUACCCGGGUCUCUCGGAGCCCUCCUUCACACAAGUGCGAGCUCACAGCUUUAUCGGCGACAUGCUGCUAGACGUCAGGGGGGGCGCAUGCCACGAUCGAGAUAGUGGGGGUAUUUGGGACAGGGUGAGGAGGAGACGCAGUCGCUCCGCUUCGCCUUUACCCAGCAAAACACCAAAAAGUCCUUGUAGUGACAGUUUGAAAGGCCCCACGCUGCCAAUGGCCACUGUGGACAUCGAAAACCCAGAGAUCAGCACGGGGCACCGUUUCCAUAGCAACUCUCAGGUGAACAACAUCAUCCACUCCACCUUCAAGAGGGAGAAGAAGGGCAAAGGCAAAAAGAAGAGGCUCACCAAGGCUGACAUCGGCACACAGAGCAACUUCCAGCACAUUGGGCACGUAGGAUGGGAUCCAAACACAGGCUUUGACCUGAAUAACUUGGACCCCGAGCUGAAGCACCUCUUCGACAUGUGCGGCAUCUCCGAGGCUCAGCUCAAGGACAAAGAGACCUCCAAGGUCAUCUAUGACUUCAUUGAGAAGAAGGGUGGAGUGGAAGCUGUCAAAAAUGAGCUGCGCAGACAAGGGCCUCCCUGCAUUGAGAAGAGACGCGAGCCUCCAAAUGGCCCCACGCUGCCAAUGGCCACUGUGGACAUCGAAAACCCAGAGAUCAGCACGGGGCACCGUUUCCAUAGCAACUCUCAGGUGAACAACAUCAUCCACUCCACCUUCAAGAGGGAGAAGAAGGGCAAAGGCAAAAAGAAGAGGCUCACCAAGGCUGACAUCGGCACACAGAGCAACUUCCAGCACAUUGGACACGUAGGAUGGGAUCCAAACACAGGCUUUGACCUGAAUAACUUGGACCCCGAGCUGAAGAACCUCUUCGACAUGUGCGGCAUCUCCGAGGCUCAGCUCAAGGACAAAGAGACCUCCAAGGUCAUCUAUGACUUCAUUGAGAAGAAGGGUGGAGUGGAAGCUGUCAAAAAUGAGCUGCGCAGACAAAGUGGGCCACACGAGAGUGCGCUAUGUGUCGCUUCUGAAAAGGAUAACUGACGUCAACGUAACCGGUGCUGUGGUUUUAUGCUCAGGGCCUCCCUGCAUUGGUACGUUUCCAUGCAUGGUCUGGUGUGACACACCAUGCAUGUCAAAUGAUAAUCAGCACCGCAUUUGUCAUAAAAAGCUAUGGCAAAAAUUGAAGAGUUGAAACGAAAAAGCAGGGGUCUUCAUUUUUUUUUUUUUUUUUUUUUUGUGAAGUGAAUUUUUUUUUUUUAGUUCUGGUUCCAGGUUAAAGCUAUCCAUCCAUUUUACGAACCGCUUAACCUCACUAGGAGGCUAAUUUGGGGAAACAAAUCUCACUCUGAUUGAAGUCUUUCAAAGAGUUCUUUAUUUUUUUAAUGGUAAAACCAGACAACUCCCAAAAAAUAACAGACAAGUCAAAAAUGUUCACGUAACUUUAAAAUUACACUAAAAUUAGGCUUUGAGAAUAAAAAAUAGCUUGCGCUCACUUUCCUGCAAAAUGUAAGCUAUAAUAGCGGUGAGUUAACGAGAAAUAGCUGCCGCUGCCAUGUUUGUGAUGAUGUAAAAACGUAUGGGCUUGUGAUUGGCUUAAAAUGAGAUGAUGGCAGCUGCAGCAAAAUGUUCAUGGCGCUUGGCGUUUCUGUUAGGAAAUGUAGCAUCGAAAGAUGCAUUGAUAGGCUGUAUGCUUUUAGGCAUGGCUCUAUUUUCGUCUUAAUGGUACUUCAUGGCUUUUCCGGUUGAACUCUUCAAUUAAACUUGGGUGAAGAAAAAGGUCUAAUCUUUUAUCCACUGAAUGUCACACUAGUUUUCACACUGAGAAACAACACUGUGGUUGAAAACACAAACUAGGAACCCAACCCAGACCUUUUGUUUGUUUAGUUUUUUACUCCAGGUGUCUAUGUGGUUGAUUUGGUGUGCACUGUGGUUUCUGUUUCCCAUCAGCCUUAAGAAAAACACACCUAUAACAUGUUAGCUCACCAUAAUAUGAACGGUAAUGUGUGAAUGCUGCCCUUCAGUGGCGUACCAUUGUAACUGCAUAGUGCCUUCACAGACCGGAGCAUAAAAUGUCUGCAGUGAGUGUGAUGUUUUAUCCAUCCAUCCAUGUGCAAAACCGCUUAUCCUCAUUUGGGUUGCGGAUUAGUUGGAUUCUACCCCAGCUGACUUCUGGCGAGAGGCGGGGACUGGUCGCCCUGGACUGGUCGCCGGCCAAUCACAGGCAGAUAGACAAACAAGCACAUUCACACCUAUGAACACUUCAGAGUUGUCAAUGAAUCUCACUUUGCUCAUCGCUACCUGGGGGGCUGCACUCAAACAGACCAAAAUCCAGAUGUCAGUGGGUAAGGCAGGGCAAGGAAUCUGAUGUGUUUUUGGGGGGGCUAGUGGGAGAAAGCUGGAGUACCUGGAGAAAACCCACAUACUUAAAAAAAAUUGAUUAAAUCGAAGUUUUUUUCUUUCUCCAGCUCCUCCGCCCCCGCCAUCCAGAGGUGGCCCUCCUCCGCCUCCCCCUCACCAUGGCUCAGCCCCGCCGCCAAACUAUGCAUGUUAGAGUGGUUUACAACAAUAUUAAAUAUACUUUGGGGGGACUAAAAUCUCUGUCUUGUUGGCUAAUGAAUUUUAAUGUUGCUCAUUAUGGUUCUACUUGGAGAGCUAAGUAUUUUUGUUGUUGGUGGUGGUGGUGGUACAUAAGAACCACUGAGCUCGUGAAAUGAUGCGCUUUUGUGGUACACUUCAGCAAAUGUAUUUUUGCUUAAUUUAAUUUCACUUGUUUUAUAUCACCAAAAAGGUCUCAUUAAGAGCACAAUACUUUUGGUGUAGCAAUGUAAUCGUUAUGUCUAUUUUAUUUGUCAGGAUUCCAAUAAAAUGUACCAAUGCAGCAAGCAAAUAAAUGGAUACAAUUUUA